This is a messenger RNA of Harpegnathos saltator (Jerdon's jumping ant), 1292 nucleotides long. RefSeq names its product GDP-fucose transporter nac (gene nac). Lineage: Eukaryota; Metazoa; Arthropoda; Insecta; Hymenoptera; Formicidae. The coding region runs from base 112 to 1254 and encodes 380 amino acids. The transcript has 5 exons. The record is from RefSeq and is a predicted model, not a curated record.
AAUGUAAAUUUUCAAUUGAUGUCAAUUGUUAAUUCUUUAGUAAUAAUUGUAAUCUGACUGCUAUUUAUUUGCGUGUAUAUUAUAUCUUAUAAAAAUUAACAUUUUAUCAAAAUGCAACUACAAGAAGGGCUUGCAUCAAAAUAUAUAUAUAUCACAUGUGUAAUUACAGCUUAUUGGAUAGUAUCCAUUUCAACUGUAUUUGUGAAUAAGGCACUUCUAUCUAGUGAAACUAUGAAUUUGGAUGCUCCACUUUUCGUAACUUGGUUUCAAUGUAUAGUAAGCGUAAUUAUUUGCGCUACUUUACAUAAAUUAUCACAAUGUUUUCCAAAACAUAUAAAAAUUGCAAAUGGUAGUCCAUUUAACAUAGACACCUUCAAAAAGGUAUUGCCAUUGUCAAUCUUGUUUGCUGGAAUGAUAGCAACUAAUAACUUGUGUUUAAAAUAUGUUGAUGUUGCUUUUUAUUAUAUAGGUCGUUCAUUGACGACUAUAUUUAAUGUCGUGUUUACUUAUCUUUUACUCGGAGAAAAGACUUCUUUCAAAUGUAUAAUAUGCUGUGCAACGAUUAUCAGUGGAUUCUGGUUAGGGGUAGAUCAGGAGCAAGUGGCAGGUUCUCUGUCUGUUAUCGGAACGUUUUUCGGCAUAGCUGGAUCAUUACUGUUGGCCUUAUAUACCAUCCAUAUGAAAUGGACGCUUCCAGAUGUAGAUCAAGAUGUCUUCUUGCUUUCCUAUUGUAAUAAUAUGUACAGUAUUGUUAUUUUUAUCCCAUUAAUGUUAAUUAACGGUGAACAUAUCACUGUAUUUAAUUACGAAAAACUUUGGCACCCCUUUUUCUGGUGUGCUAUAACAAUUGGCGGUUUAUUCGGAUUUGCCAUUGGAUAUUUCACCACACUUCAAGUGAAAGCUACAUCGCCUUUGACGCAUAACAUUAGCGGUACUGCGAAAGCGUGUGCUCAAACAAUCUUAGCAACAUAUUGGUUUAACGAAUCGAAGACAUUCCUUUGGUGGAUGAGCAAUAUCAUCGUCCUUACUGCCAGCGCGUAUUAUGCGAGGAUUAGACAAUUGGAUCUUAGUAAACAGUACAAACUACAAACACAACAGCUUAAGGCAUUUCAUAUUCAAAUUCGGAUAAAUUGGAAGGGUUCAGAUUUUAAAAAUAUUCGCACAUGUACACGUUCCUUUCCAUUUUGUAAUAAUUAUGUAUAUGUGUGUGUACAUGAGCACGUACGUGCGCGCGCUCGCGGUAAGACAGUAUAAUUUAAAAGAUUAUAGAUAAAAUGUAUAUGUUUAAAAUA